AGGUCAUCAUGUUGAUUAGCACCAAAUAAUAAAUAUCAAUUCUUCUUGUACUCAAAGCUCCGAGGCCUUACCAAAGUUCAAUUCAUGAAUGUCGCGACUCAACAUCCUUAUAUGUGGAGGCGGAUGCGCAGGUCCAGCCCUAGGCUUCUGGCUUGCGAAAGGCGGCCAUAAAGUCACCAUUGUCGAGCGUUUCCCGGCGCUUAGGGCCACUGGUGCUCAGAUUGACCUUCGUUCUCAAGGAAUUGAAGUCGCUAAACGAAUGGGUCUCCUGGAGACGAUUCGUUCCAAGCUCGUCGAUGAAGCUGGAGUAGCAAUUAUCGAUUCCCACGGUAAUGUCAAAGGUACCAUAAUGGCAAACAGAUCUGGCCAAGGUAGACAGGGUCCAACCUCUGAGUACGAAAUCAUGAGAGGAGAUCUCGUUAGGAUACUAUACGACGCGACGAAGGGCCAAGUUGAGUAUGUCUUCGGCAUAACUGUUGAGAGUUUCGAGCAGGACGACAAGCAGGUAGUUGCUCGCUUCUCUGAUGGCUCAUCAGGCACCUUCGACAUGCUCGUCGGCGCUGAUGGCCAGGGUUCACGUGUCCGGAGAGCCAUCUUGUCUCCAGCUGCUCCAGAACCAUAUCGCCGAUUAGGCAUACACAUGGCAUACUAUUUCAUCCCACGUGAGCCAGGAGAUACCAAUAUCCGUAGGACGUACCACAGCCCCGGUGGAAGAAUGAUAUUUCGUAGAACGCAUAAUGAUACCGAAACCCAAGUGUAUCUCAUUCUCAGGGAUGAUGAUCCUCAAUUGUCCAGCAUUCCCAAGACCUCAAUACACCAGCAGAAAGAGUUCUGGACCGAGAGGUUCAAGGGCGCAGGAUGGCAGACUGAACGCUUUCUGAAAGGAAUGCAGACGACAGAGAACUUCUACUCUCAGGAAGUGGUCCAGGUGUGUACCAAUACGUGGUCCAAAGGUCGAGUCGUACUCAUCGGAGACGCUGCGCAUUGCCCUUCUCCCUUUAGCGGAAUGGGGACUUCGGCAAGUUUAGUCGGUGCCUACGUAUUGGCUGGAGAGAUUAACCGCCAUCCUGAUGACUUGUCACAAGCAUUUUCGAACUAUGAUCACAAGCUGAGACCCUUCGUCGAGGAAGUUCAAAAACUCAAGCCGACCCUUCUUCGCCUGGCCAUUCCAGAAACCCAAUGGGGUAUUGCGAUUUUGCAUUUCAUUGUUGGUCUGAUCUGUUUCCUCCGCAUACCCGAACUUUUACCAAGAUGGAACAGAGAAGACAAAGACGGGUGGAAUUUACCAUUGUACCACUAGCUCGAACAGCACUGUGAACACUGUACUCUUGUAUGCCAUUAUGUUGACUUCAUUAGAUACAGAUAUUUUCGUGCCAUUGACAAUGUAUCCUAUGAUGUAAUACCGCAAUUAUGAAAUAGCCUAUGCACUAUCCGUAUGACAGGUUAUCAAUAUUUCUAUAUGGACCUAAUUUACAACUUUUACUUGGAGACCUAUGUAGUCUCGACUAUCUCACAGGUCGAUAGAACGCUCUUUAUACCGCCUGUCUCUCCGGUAAUUUGAGAUUCAUAACA
Messenger RNA from Aaosphaeria arxii CBS 175.79, 1572 nucleotides. RefSeq names its product FAD/NAD(P)-binding domain-containing protein. Gene Ontology annotation, molecular function: FAD binding. NCBI's taxonomy places the organism in Eukaryota, Fungi, Ascomycota, Dothideomycetes, Pleosporales. The transcript is spliced from 2 exons. The coding region runs from base 89 to 1300 and encodes 403 amino acids. The record is from RefSeq and is a predicted model, not a curated record.